AUGCCAGGCGUGUACAAGGGAGAAUGUGGGGACGAUGUGGACCCCAUGCCUUUCCUUGCUCCCAGCGAGAAGGAGAUCCUGGAGGCCAUGAGCAAGCCCUAUGACAUCAAGAAAUCCUGCUGGGUGAAGGACGAGAAGGAAGCCUUUAUCGCAGCCGAGAUCCAGACUGAACAGGGUGACCAGGUCACCGCCAAGACAAUCAAGAACACCACCCUCACUGUAAAGAAGGAUGAUGUUCAGCAAAUGAACCCCCCCAAGUUCCACCAGGCCAGCGAUAUGGCAAAUCUGACGUUCCUGAACGAAGCCAGUGUCAUGGAUAAUCUUCGCCAGCGUUAUGUUAACAUGAGAAUUUAUACAUACUCAGGCUUGUUCUGUGUGACCAUCAAUCCAUACAAGUGGCUACCCAUCUAUGGGGCUAAAGUUGCCCAGAUGUUCAAGGGGAAAAAGCGGAAUGAGGUUCCUCCCCAUCUCUUCUCCAUCUCUGACAAUGCCUAUCAUGACAUGAUGAUGGAACAUGAAAACCAGUCCAUGCUCAUCACCGGAGAAUCUGGUGCUGGCAAAACUGAGAAUACCAAGAAGGUCAUCCAGUACUUCGCCAACGUGGGUGGCACUGGGGGAAAGGUUGGUUCAGACUCCAAGGGCUCCCUGGAAGAUCAAAUCAUCCAGGCAAACCCUGUGCUGGAGGCUUUUGGCAAUGCCAAAACAACCAGGAACAACAACUCCUCUCGAUUCGGUAAAUUCAUUCGAAUCCACUUCGGGCCAACAGCUAAGCUGGCUGGUGCUGACAUUGAGAGCUACCUGUUGGAGAAAUCUCGUGUCAUCUCUCAACAAGCUGCAGAACGUGGCUACCACAUCUUCUACCAACUACUUUCUGGGAAGAAGCCAGAACUUCUUGAGGCACUGUUACUGAACCCAGACCCCCGUCAGUAUAUAUGGGUUUGCCAGGGUGUGACUGUAGUGGACAAUAUGGAUGAUGGUGAAGAGCUACUGCUCACUGAUGAAGCCUUUGACAUCCUGGGCUUCACUAGUGAGGAAAAGAUGAGCAUCUACAAGCUGACUGGAGGCAUCAUGCAUUUUGGAAAUAUGAAGUUCAAGCAGAAACCUAGAGAGGAGCAGGCAGAGGUUGACACCACUGAGGUGGCUGACAAAGUUGCCCACCUCAUGGCAAUCAACUCUGGGGAGUUGCAGAAGGGUAUUACCAGGCCACGUGUCAAAGUGGGGAAUGAGUUUGUGACCAAAGGUCAGAACCAGGACCAAUGUGUCUACUCCAUUGGUGCCUUGGCCAAAGCUGUCUAUGACAGGAUGUUUAAGUGGAUGGUGGCCAGGAUCAAUAAGACCCUGGACACCAAGAUGCAACGGCAGUAUUUCAUUGGGGUCCUGGACAUUGCUGGCUUUGAGAUCUUUGAGUUCAACAGCUUUGAGCAGCUCUGCAUCAACUUUACCAAUGAGAAACUGCAACAGUUUUUCAACCAUCACAUGUUUGUCCUUGAGCAAGAGGAGUACAAGAAGGAGGGAAUUGAUUGGGUUUUCAUUGACUUUGGCCUGGAUCUGCAGGCUUGCAUUGAACUUCUGGAGAAGCCUAUGGGAAUUUUUUCCAUCCUUGAAGAGCAGUGUGUAUUCCCAAAGGCUACUGAUGCAACCUUCAAGGCAGCCUUAUAUGACAAUCAUCUGGGCAAGUCUAGUAACUUCCUCAAGCCAAAGGGUGGGAAGAAAGGUCCUGAGGUUCACUUUGAGCUGGUGCAUUAUGCUGGCACUGUUGGGUACAACAUCUCAGGGUGGUUGGAGAAGAAUAAGGAUCCGCUGAAUGAGACUGUAGCUGGACUUUUCCAGAAGUCUGCCAUGUCUCUUCUGGCUCUCCUGUUCAAAGAAGAGGAAGCAGCUGCUGGUACCAGGAAACAAAAGAAGGGUGCCUCCUUCCAGACUGUUUCUGCCUUCUACAGAGAACAGCUCAACAAAUUAAUGACCACCUUGCGUAGCACUGCUCCCCACUUUGUGCGAUGCAUUGUGCCAAAUGAGUUCAAGCAAUCAGGUGUGUGCGAUUGCUUCCUUAUCUUACACCAGCUGGCCUGCAAUGGUGUGUUGGAAGGAAUUCGUAUCUGCAGAAAAGGCUUCCCAAACAGGCUUCUGUAUCCAGAGUUCAAGCAGAGAUAUUAUAUCCUGAACCCAAAUGUAAUUCCUAAGGGAUUUGUAGACAAUAAAAAAGCUUCAGAGUUGAUUCUAAGCUCGUGUGGAUUAGACAAUAUGGAGUACCGAAUAGGGCACACAAAGGUGUUCUUCCGUGCUGGGGUGUUGGCCAAGCUGGAGGACAUGCGAGAUGAACGCCUGGCCAAGAUAAUGACCAUGCUUCAGGCCCGCUUGCGAGGUUUCCUUAUGAGAAUUGAGUUCAAGAAAAUGCUUGACAGAAGAAUCGCUCUCAUUGCUCUUCAGAGAAAUGUGCGUAAAUUUCUUCAGCUGCGCUAUUGGGGCUGGUGGAAGCUUUACACCAGGGUCAAGCCACUGCUCAAUGUAGCUCGUCAAGAGGAUGAAAUGAAGGCUAAGGAAGAGGAAUUGCGCAAUGCCCUGGAAAAAACACAGGAAAUGAUUGAGAAAAUCAAAAUUCUGGAGGAAAAGCUUGUGACUCUUUCAAAAGAGAAGAAUGAUCUUGCUUUGGCACUGGCAGCUGAACAAGACACAGUGGCAGAUGCAGAGGAACGCUGCACCCAGCUGAUGAAGCAGAAAAUCAGUCUGGAAAGUGAGAUACAGGACAUGAAAGAACGCCUGGAGGAGGAGGAGAGCGCUGCCAACAGUCUUGGGUCACAGAAGCGCAAACUGGAGGGGGAGCUCAAUGACCUCAAGAGGGACCUGGAGGGACUGGAGUCCACUCUGGCGAAGACAGAGAAGGAAAAACAGGGACUUGACCACAGGGUGCGCUCACUGACAGUUGACCUUGGCCAAAGAGAUGACACUAUUGCCAAGCUCCAGAAGGAGAAGAGGGUUCUAGAAGAGCUACAACAGAAAACUCUGGAUGAUCUUCAAGUAGAGGAAGAUAAGGUGAACCACCUCACCAAGAACAACAGCAAGCUAACAACUCAAGUCCAUGAGCUGGAGGACAACUGGGAACAGGAAAAGAAAAUCCGGGCUGAGGUAGAAAAAGCUCGUCGUAAGGCAGAGGGUGACCUGAAAAUUACUAUUGAAAACCUCAACGAAAUGGAGAGGGCCAAGCUUGACCUGGAAGAAAUUGUUAAGAAGAGGGACAUGGAGAUCAAUCAUUUGAACACAAAAUGGGAGGAUGAACAGUCAUUAAACUCCAUAUUGCAGAGGAAGCUUAAAGAGCACCAGUCCCGCAUUGAAGAGCUUGAAGAAGAGCUGGAAGCUGAGAGAGCUAUAAGAGCUAAGGUAGAGAAACAGAGAAGUGACUUGUCCCGAGACCUGGAAGACCUUUCAGACCGACUCGAAGAAGCUGGAGGGGCCACCGUGGCUCAGAUUGAGCAAAACAAGAGGCGAGAAGGAGAGCUCCUGAAGCUCCGCAGGGAGCUAGAGGAGGCAGCCCUCCAGGGUGAAGCCACAGCCUCUGCCCUCCGCAAGAAGCAUUCAGAUUCUAUGACUGAGAUGGCUGAACAAAUGGAGAACUUGCAGAGGGUCAGAGUAAAAUUGGAGAAAGACAAGCAGGUUAUGAAAGCUGAGAUCGAUGACCUUAACACCACUAUUGAAUCAGUCCAGAAGGCAAAGUUGAACUCUGAGGCUCAUGUUCGAAAGCUGGAGGACGGUUUGGCAGAAGCUAAUGCUAGGCUGGCAGAGAUGGAGAGGUCCCAGACAGAACUAAAUGCCAUUAAGACUCGUCUGUCCGCUGAGAAUAGUGAUUUGAGUCGUGAACUAGAGGAGACCCAGAGCAAACUGAGUCAGAUGACUCGUAUAAAGGCCACUCUAACCUCCCAAACUGACGAGCUCAAGAGACAAGUGGAUGAAGAGUCCAAGGCUCGCAGUGCAGCUGUGGUGGGCUUAGCCAAUGCCCGCCAUGACAUGGACUUGAUGAAGGAGCAGCUGGAAGAGGAGCAGGAGAGCAAGGCUGAAAUGCAGCGUCUCAUUUCCAAACUCAACUCUGAGGUCACCACCUGGAGAACAAAAUACGAGACAGAUGCCAUCCAGAAAACUGAAGAGCUGGAGGAAACAAAACGCAAGCUGACAGCCAGGCUACAGGAGGCUGAGCAAGGGACAGAGGCAGCACAGGCUCGGGCUGCCAGCCUGGAGAAAGUCAAGCAAAGGCUACAAGGAGAGGUGGAAGACCUCACCAUUGAUUUGGAAAAGGCCAAUGCAGCAGCUGCAGCUCUAGACAAGAAGCAGCGUGCAUUUGAUAAGAUGAUUGCUGAGUGGAGUCAGAAGUGUGAGGAACUACAGCUGGAACUGGACAACUCCCAAAAGGAAUGUCGCUCGUACAUGACAGAGGUGUACAAACUAAAGACAGCCUAUGAAGAGUCCCUGGAUCAUCUGGAGACUGUCAAAAAGGAUAAUAAGAUCCUCACAGAGGAGAUAAAGGAUCUUGUAGAGCAGCUUGGAGAAGGAGGAAAAAGUAUCCAUGAGCUGCAAAAAAUUAAGAAGAAGCUGGAGGUUGAGAAAGAUGAGCUUCAAGUGGCCCUGGAGGAAGCUGAAGCCUCCCUGGAGGUUGAGGAAAGUAAGGUGGUUCGUGUUCAGCUGGAGUUGGCUCAGGUCAAGGCUGACAUUGAUCGCAGAAUUCAAGAGAAGGAGGAAGAGUUUGAAGUUACAAGGAAGAAUCAACAACGUGCCAUUGAGUCCCUGCAGGCCAGUUUGGAGGCAGAGGCCAAAGGUCGGGUAGAGGCACUCCGGCUGAAGAAGAAGAUGGAGUCUGACUUGAAUGAGAUGGAAAUACAGCUAGAGCAUGCCAAUAAGAACAACAGUGAGCUGGUCAAAACCCUUAAAAGGCUGCAGCAGCAGAUCAAGGACAUGCAGAUGCAGAUGGAUGAGGAUGCCCGCCAGCACGAGGAGCUGAGGGAGCAGUACAACCUGCAGGAGCGCCGCCUCAGCCUUCUCCAGACAGAGAUCGAGGAGAUGCGCAGUGGACUGGAAGCCUCAGAGCGCUCUCGCAAGCUCAUCGAGCAGGAGCUGGUGGAGGUGACUGAGCGAUACAAUGAGCUCAAUGUUCAGAACCAGAGCUUAAUAACCAUCAAGCGCAAAUUAGAGGCAGACGUGACGCGCCUCUCAAAUGAAAAUGAAGAGCUGAUCAGCGAAUUCCGUGCUGCUGAUGAGAGAGCGAAAAAAGCCAUCACUGAUGCCACCCGCAUGGCAGAGGAGCUGCGACAAGAACAAGACCACUGCAUACACCUGGAAAAGAUUAAGAAGAACAACGAGAUUACCAUCAAAGACCUUCAGCUUAAGAUAGAGGAGGCUGAACAGCUUGCUAUGAAGGCUGGAAAGAGAACCAUUCAGAAACUGGAAACUAGGGUUAAAGAGCUUGAGACAGAGUUAGAUGCAGAGCAGAAGCGUCAUGUGGAGACGGUGAAAACCCUCCACAAGCAUGAGCGGCGCCUCAAGGAGCUAGUGUUCCAGACCGAGGAAGACCACAAGACCAACCAGCGCAUGCAGGAGCUGGUGGAGAGGCUGCAGAACAAACUCAAGUCCUACAAGAGGCAAAUUGAAGAGGCUGAGGAGCAAGCAAACACUAGUCUAUCCAAGUACAGGAAGACGGUGCAUGAGCUGGAUGAUGCCGAGGAGAGAGCAGGCAUGGCGGAGAUGGCCCUGAACAAGCUGAGGACCAGAAACCGUGUUUCUGCGAGCAAAGGUUUCACCUCGGUGGAAAUCAUACAGGUGUCCAAAUCCUCCACUUCCAAGGGCUCCUCUGAGGAGUAAAACUACGAGGCGCGAUGCAGCAGGGUGAUACCAUCCGCAUCCCAACCACUCUUUGGGGCUGUGAGGAAACAAGGCCAGAAGACCCACCUGAAGGCACUCAAAAGUCUUAAACUGCAUCUGUGAACACUUAAUACUGCAGUGGUGUUUGUCGAGGUCCUGUUUGUCUGUGUUUUGUAGAUGUGUCUAUGGGAAUUUAUUAUGAGUGGGGAGUGUAUGGGAGAGGGCUGCACUCUCAUGUCAAGGAUGGAGAGUACAUCACAGUGCAUCACCCUGCUGCUGUACUUUCAUGUGCAUUCUGC
Molecule: messenger RNA, 6140 nt
Organism: Scleropages formosus (Asian bonytongue)
Lineage: Eukaryota; Metazoa; Chordata; Actinopteri; Osteoglossiformes; Osteoglossidae
Product: myosin-16-like
Exons: 42
Coding region: 1-5841 (1946 amino acids)
Cellular component (GO): myosin II complex; myosin filament; cytoplasm
Molecular function (GO): ATP binding; actin filament binding; microfilament motor activity
Source: RefSeq, a predicted model, not a curated record